Messenger RNA from Rubroshorea leprosula, 1435 nucleotides. NCBI's taxonomy places the organism in Eukaryota, Viridiplantae, Streptophyta, Magnoliopsida, Malvales, Dipterocarpaceae. The record is from the annotation of a GenBank genome assembly.
AUACGGCGAGAGUCAUUGGUUCAAAUCCAAUAGUAGGUAAAACCGGCCGAAACCCCUGCGCCAGCAUGACAGCAAGCACGGACUGGCAGCAAGGAGUCAACUGAAUGACCAAAGCAUCGGUUGCUUCCACUUGUGGCCUUCUUCGACCGCCUUGACACCUUAAUAUCAAGGAACCCCCUCUCUUCUUCUCUUCAUGUAUGUGGGCUGCCCGCCCCGUCCCGAAUAGACGAACAGGAACAGAAGAAAGGCGCGAGAGAGGGAGUUGAGUAUCAACUCACCUCCCCUCUUCCACAAUUAGGUGAAGACAAGGGAGGCCGGAAACCCCAACGGGAAACCUUUCACCGCGCCACACGAUUCUUUCGCGAAGCGCUCUCUCAGACGUUUCCACUCCUGCCCCCGCAAGCAAAGAGGUUUCAAGAUACCAGGCGACCAAGUGAAAGUGAACAGCCCCGAGAAAAUCUUCUAUAGAGCGUACCCUUUGUUUCUACUCUUUCUCUCUUCUAUCACGGCAUUAGAGGAGUGAGCCUGCCCUUAGGAACCAAGUAGGAGCAUAACAUAAUAUCUAGUUUAUUAAAAAGUUUUCUAGUAUGGCCUAUCUGAGCGAACUACUCCUUUCUGUCUGCCACUAUCCAAGGGAAGCGGAGAAGAUAACUCUAACAACGGGUAUUCAUCCCAUCUUGAGUUCUAAACUAUAUUCUCAUGUCCCCAACCCCCGUACUCCACUAUAUGCAACCUAUUUUUACACAACUUAUUCUCAAACAGCUUAUUCUAUCAAACAGCGUAUUCUCGGCAUCAAUGCACACACAAACUCCUGGCAAGAUCCGAUCGGAAAUAGCCUAAGAGGAAUUAGAAGAGCGGCUUAAAAGUUCCUUAUCCUUCAUGCUUCUCUAUCCCUUUGUUGAUGAAUCGCAUCUCCCCCCUCCAUUUCUUCUCUCCAAAACAAAGUCUUCGAAGUUGGUUGGGGCGCUCGCCUAAGAAGGAACUGUGGCACUUUUUGGAUCAAUUGCUGAGGAGCAGACGAUCUUGCCUUAGAGGGAUGCGCCUUUUAGCUUGUUAUCGCUUUUUAGGUUCUUGCUCCGCUUUCAGGGAAUCCCUCACCCCAGUUCCAUAUGGAUGGGGAUGAAUCCAAUCCUAGGGCAUUAACCUCUCUGGGAAGCCGGUCCCUUUACAUAGCUGCACUUCCUCUAUUCUAUCAAUUCAAUUUCUUUUUUAUGUCCACAUGUCCGCUUUAAAAAGGAAGUCAGGUUUUGCAUUCUAUGAAUGCCCAGAAUCGGUUGUGAAAGAAUGGCUUUUGUUCCAAUCAUCCGCUGUCUCCAUAUCCGUUGUUCAAAUAGCAGCUGCUUGGCUCUUUCCCGGUGGAAGGGUUUCAGGAAUAGAAUCCGCAUCCCUUGCGCUAUAAGCGAUGUUUUUCAAACCAGUGCUAUUGAAUUCAGUG